Messenger RNA from Eruca vesicaria subsp. sativa (arugula), 1401 nucleotides. NCBI's taxonomy places the organism in Eukaryota, Viridiplantae, Streptophyta, Magnoliopsida, Brassicales, Brassicaceae. The record is from the annotation of a GenBank genome assembly.
AUGAGUUUAGCCAUGCUUAACAAAACUCUUCUUCUCAUACCACAUCCCGACCCAGAACAAGUCGCUCAUGAUGUUCAUAGGAGAGUCAAUGCCUCUCUGUCGAGACGUCAAGCUAUGGACACGACAGACCAAACCGGUUCAAGCCCGUGCUUAACCGGGAACCCAAUCGACGACUGUUGGAAAUGCGACCCAAAUUGGCCUAAUAACCGACAAGGUCUAGCCGAUUGCGGAAUCGGGUUCGGGCAGUACGCUUUGGGAGGCAAGGGCGGCCGGUUUUACUUCGUCACUGAUUCUUCCGACGACGAUGCUGUCGAGCCUAAACCGGGCACUCUCAGAUACGGAGUGAUACAAGUGGAGCCAUUGUGGAUAGUGUUCCCAAGUAACAUGAUGAUAAAACUAAAGCAAGAGCUAAUAUUCAAUAGUUACAAGACUCUUGAUGGAAGAGGAGCUAAUGUUCAUAUUGUUGGUGGUGGCUGCAUCACUCUUCAAUAUAUCUCCAAUGUCAUCAUUCACAACAUUCAUAUCCACCAUUGUUACCAAUCCGGGAAUACUAACGUACGGUCAAGUCCAACGCAUUACGGAUUCAGAACGAAAUCAGACGGUGAUGGUAUCUCCAUAUUCGGAUCAAAGGACAUUUGGAUCGACCAUUGUUCUCUCUCAAGAUGUAAAGAUGGUUUGAUAGAUGCUGUGAUGGGAUCCACUGGGAUUACAAUAUCAAACAAUUUCUUCUCUCACCAUAAUGAAGUCAUGUUGCUUGGUCACAGCGACCACUACGAGCCAGACAGUGGCAUGCAGGUAACCAUUGCUUUUAACCACUUUGGAGAGAAAUUGAUACAAAGAAUGCCAAGGUGUAGACGUGGAUACAUCCAUGUGGUUAACAACGAUUUUACUCAAUGGGAAAUGUAUGCGAUUGGCGGUAGUGGUAACCCGACCAUUAAUAGUCAGGGUAACCGUUUUACCGCCCCAUCCAACCCGUUUGCCAAAGAGGUGACUAAAAGAGUAGAAACGCCGGACGGUGAGUGGAAAGGGUGGAACUGGAGAUCUGAGGGAGACAUUUUGGUUAAUGGAGCCUUCUUCGUGGCGUCUGGAGAAGGUGCGGAAAUGAGGUACGAGAAGGCAUAUAGCGUUGAGCCUAAAUCCGCUUCGUUCAUUGAUCAAAUCACAUUUCAUUCAGGCGUUCUAGGCGUUGGCGGCAGGAAUAACAAUCUGGGGAUGUGGACUACUACUGGAUCCGAAGGUAGUGGCGGUUUAGAUUCUUUUAAUGACUAUACUGAUGAAAUGUCUGGUACCGGUUCAACUAACCGGUUAUCUAUUUCGUUUAUUGUUUUAGCUUUCAUGCUCAAUUUGAUAUCAUAUCUGGUCAUGUUCACUUCUUUAACCCAAAUGUUGAUGUUGUUGUAA